Molecule: messenger RNA, 10067 nt
Organism: Anopheles merus
Lineage: Eukaryota; Metazoa; Arthropoda; Insecta; Diptera; Culicidae
Gene: jeb
Product: PE-PGRS family protein PE_PGRS16
Exons: 3
Coding region: 2130-3194 (354 amino acids)
Biological process (GO): positive regulation of MAPK cascade
Cellular component (GO): terminal bouton
Molecular function (GO): protein binding; transmembrane receptor protein tyrosine kinase activator activity
Source: RefSeq, a predicted model, not a curated record
GUUCCAUCCCUUGACGAGGCUAGUAGGGUGUUCAAACGGUCCGAUAAGCGCGCGUCAUGGCCAAAGCGGCCUCCCAGGGUGGUCACACUUACCCCCUACUGAGCAGCAGCAGCAGCAGCAGCAACACCAGCAGCAGCAGCAGCAGCAGCAACACCAGAACCAGUAGCAGCGUACUAUUAUUAGUUCACUAAGGUGCCCUCCAUCCCGCUGAAAGCAAAGCAAACGAAAUUCCCCGUGUGCCGAGAUUCCCGUGACGCGUCCGCUAGUGAUCGAUUCAAACUAUUUCCACUAUUUUCCCCCAAAAAAAAAACAAAGCUCCCACAAAACGGGGGACUGUGAAAACGUGUGAAGGAAAAAGGAAACGGGGAGACUAGAAAAAAAGAAAAUAGAAAAAACGGUGAAAAAUAAGUGUUGUUAUUGCUAAGUAAGCGUUGUUUGUUGUUGCAAAAGGAUAACUAGAUCGCAGCAGGCUGGUGAGAAGCGCUGACGGCAGUGUUGUACAGUCUGUGUGUGUGAGUGUGUUGUGCACGCAAACCUUGUGGAGCUGUGGUGAAAGUGUCUACCGCAAAAACUACAACUCACGCAACAACAAAAAAAAACUCUCGAAGUGACGAAAGCUAACCAAAGCAAAAGAAACAAGGCCAUUCCCGUUGUGACAAAGUGCAGCUCUCAGCGUUAGUGCUCACACACUGUCUGUCGUUGCGUGAUAUCGAUCCCGAAACGGCCAACAGUGCAGGAUACUAGAGGCUGGUCGUCACCGGCCUCCUGCCUUGCCGUAAGCUGUAAUUAUCUCGGCAAAGUGUGUUGAGUGCUGAACCGCGCGAUAUUUCACCUGUGACGUCCGCGGGUCCUUGUGUAUGAGUGUGUGUGUGUGUGUCGCCUGCUAAAGAGGGUGCAUGUGUGAGAGUGUGCGUGUGUGUGUGCAAGCAAGUUUCCUGUGCGUGCGUGUCCUUCAGGUGCAGUGAACGUGCAAUGAAUCGUGCCAACGGUUGGGAGCAACCGUUACGACCUCACACGACCCGAAGCACGCCCGUGUUGCAGUGUUCUGCCAGCCGCCAGCAAAACUACUAGCCACCAUUCCUUCGUGCGUGUGCCUGUGGCGGUGUGUGAAAGCGCACCGAGUUAAGGAUUGAGCCGUUUAUCAUUCUCUAGUGCGAGUGGAGUUGUGGUUGUUUUCCAUUGCUUUGGAGCUCGAGACUAGAUCCCAGCGGGUUGAUCGAAGAUUCCCAGGUAGACAGUAGAACGAGUGUGUGUGUGCGAGAGAGAGAGAGAUAGUGUGUGUAUGUGAAGAAGAGUGUACCUUACUGUUGCUCGUUCCGGUCCGUCGGUGUGCUAUGCACGUAGUCGGCUGCUAGUGUGCGACGUGCGUGAGCGUGCAAGUGUGCUCCAUUAACCCCAGUGCGCCCCUGUCAGACAUCCGACUUAUCGUCUCGUUCGAUUUCGGGACUUUCGUGGUGCGGCAUCCCACGGGAAUGGUUGCCGUGCGAAGGUAAAACCCUGCCCCGAGCGAGUGGUAGCGAGUUCCUAUUCUGCUAGAUCCGCAUCGCAGCAACUCCGGACGUUACGGACCCGGUACGGUACGGAAGAGGGAGAGCAAGCGGACGUUGUCUUCGACCUUUUUGAAUUUCUUGCGAAGCGUUUCGUGACUGGGACUUUCAAACGGCCCCCGUUGACCUAUACGCACAUAUACACAUACAGGCGCGCGCGCGCGGUGUUACACGCACGCGGCAGCACACGCGCCCGGCAGAACCUGCUAAAGACCUGUUGAAUAUCGGUGGCUUGUGGCAAUAGAACCGUUGGCAGGAGGUGUUCGUGUCUGGAUCCAUCACCGACACACACAUACAUACACACAAACACACACAUACAAACGUACACACACGGGGUACACGGUGAGCCUGCACGGACAGGUCCCAAAGGUCCCGGAAGUACCAACCGGACGCGGCACAAACAGAAUCCAUCCAUCUAGCUCGGCAUCCUCGUGCAGCCUCCAGUCGUUCCCCCCCCCUCGCCCCCUCUCGCAUUACCCCAAGAACACUGCCCCCUUCCACCCUCAUCGGGUUCGUGCGUGUGUGUCCCCAUCGGCUAGUGUGUUUGCGAGUGGGCGCGUGUGGCAGCAGCAGUGGUGAAAAAUGAUCCGACCGAUACUACCGAUCCUGGCGUACAUGAGCGUGCUCUCGAGUACGUACUCGCUGCACAUGGCACGCGAUGCCUACAUCAAGCCACCGCCACCGCCCCCGCCCGCCCAGCUGCUCGACGAGCUGGACGACAUGUCGGAGCUGCUGGCCGAGAACGGGGUCGACCUGAUGCGGCCGCUCAUGGGCACGGUACACCAGAAAACACACGCCGGAACUGGUACCGGCGGCGGCGGCGGCGUUGGUGGCAGUGGAAGCAUCAUCAGCAUCGGCAGCAGUAGCAAUGGUGCGGUGGCGCUCGGCACCAUCAACCACGUGGCGAGCAAUGAGCUGCCGGAGCUGAGCCCGCCGCCCGCCCAUCUGCCGGCGGCGCUGCGCCACGGUCCGAUCGGGCCGCUGGUCGGGCAGCCGCCGCGCGGCCUGCAGGAGCUGUUCGGCGUGCAGACCAACUUCGACAUACGCGCAGCGCAGCAGCAGCUGUCCCACGGUGGGCCGAACGGGGUGGCCGCCUCCUUCGACCUCAACCAGUCCGCCUCCGCCAGCGGUAUGGACGAUCGGGAUGAUGAUAAUCGUGUCGGUGGUGGUGGUGGUGAUGACAUCCACGGAACUGGUGCUGGUGGUGGUGGUGGACAGGGAAACGGUAAUCUGCAGCGAUCGGCAGCUAGCAGCAAGCGCGCGUCACCGACCGGGAGCCGCAACAAGAUGAUGGCCGACUCCGGCCAAGAUGGCGGCGGCGGUGGCGGCAGCAGUAGUGGUCUGCCCUCGAUCCCGCACGGCAUCGCGAACCAGAUGAUGCUGCGCAGCACGCGCGGCCAACGGCAGUACGAUGUACCGCAGAUCGAAUGUCCACCCGCGAUGGAUGGUAUGGAGCGCUUUGCCUGUCCCACGCCGGAUCGGCAGGGCCGGUACCGAUGUAUAGACGAUCACGUGCUGUGCGACGGUUUCAUCGACUGUCCUGAGGGCGAAGACGAGGACAGACAGGCCUGCAUGUUCUACAAAACGACGAAAGCGCAUCUCGACGUAUUAGCGGACGCCUUAUUGAGAUGGGCUCGUGGCCGUUAAACUGUACAUUUCACAUAGCUCUUGCAAAGUCACGCUGUACUAGUGCUAGAUUGAGAAAGUGUAAAGUGAAAGAGGAAGAGAAAGCGACAAGAGAAACAAGUGUUUAUGUGAGCAAAGCAAAAAGCAAACAGACAGGACAGGAAAGGGAGAAACAUUACAGACGAAACCACAACACAGUUUCAGGCACACGUUGUAACAGAUGCUAUUUUACAUUACGAGAGCAGAAGAAGAAAUAAAACAUCCACCAACGAAAUAUUAAAAAAACUAAAAGGCACAAUGCCCCGGCAAAAAUGACAGUCCAACAGAGGGGAGGAGAAAAAAAAAUACCGUACUACGAAAAGGAUAGGACAGCAAAUGAGUACCGAGAAAUCGUUACAAAUUCUUUCACAUCCUUACCAAAACAGGCAGGCGUUGCGUUGUAAGCGUGGCAAAGAAGAGAGAAAAAAAGAUAAAGUUGUAAAAAUAGGUUUGAGGCAAAUCUGUACAUAAUUGAAAAAGAGGAAUCGAGAAAACGCAACGCAAUGUCACUGCAACAUGUUCAUAACCCUUUGCCGGGCAGCAAACAAAACACUUCUACAAGGCCAGGACGAAACAACUGCACUGCAAGAUGUGAACGGAAGUAAAGUAGGGAGGGAAAACAAAAACAAGUCAAAACUCAAAGACAGCAGAAGACAGAGAAAUCUUACUAUAUAUAUAUACAUAGAUCUAUAUACAAAACAUAUAUUUACCUGCUAAGAAAUUAGUGUGUAAAAACAAAACAUCGGCACAGAUAGACAGAAACAUUCCGUACUUCAUAUGAUGAGUGUGGAGCAGUGCAGGAAUGAAUGUGAAAUCUAAUGGCUGAGCGAAUUUAAUUCGAUGUGAAGGCUGUUGACGAACGUUGACUGUGUAUGGCCCGGCCGAUGACGAUGUAGGAGUGCGGAUGAGCGAGUGUACAUUGCAAAGGUGGAUUGUUAUACGAAGCGUUUGUGGAGGAAAAGGGUCGGCAGGUGUGCUAAAGCGGUGCGGAACGUCCAGUAGCACGAGAUACGAAAGCCAAUACAAAGAGAAGCCGUCAAAGCAAAGCAAAAACCAAAACGGAAAGUGUAGGAAAAACAAACGAAAAGGUUGAAGAAGCAAACCAAUACUAUUAAAUUGAGAAACAAAAACCCUUCAACAUACGCUACACGCGUUUUCACACAUUUUCACACACACAACCCAGAACACGUUCCAUCACUACACUCAAACAUUAAUACAGAUCAUGUAGGUAAAUAGGUGUAUGAAAUGUAUGUACAUUUUUUUCUUCUACACUGUAAAAAUAACAACAACAACAACAACAACAACAACAAUCAAAACAAACUGUAAACAGCCCCCAACCAGUAUCCAGCAAAUAGUGGAACCAGAAAGAGCCUCUUUUAGUUUAGUGCGUGAGCGCGUUUUGGGUUAAGUGUAUCCCUUGUCGUGUCUAAAUUUUCUAAGCCCAUCGUUUGGUUGCAGGAUUCAUUUCCAGUUGAUUUUUGUUUUUGUUUGCAUCCAACGUAAAUCCCAUUGUGGAACAGAGAGCGAGAGAAAAACAGACCAUUUCACGUGUAAGCCAACAGCUCAACCAAACAACCUUUUGCAAACGUUUUAUCUAAGGGAUACACAGGUCCACCUAAAACCAUCCUCGAGUUUCAACCUCAAUCACACACAGACAUACACACAAACACAUCACAAGAACAUCGUCAUCAUCACACAGACACUUGAGGAGGAAAACUAUUCUCAUGGACAAGGCAGCUAUAUUAUUGUAUAGAUAAGUCAGGAGUUUAAGAAACCAACCAAUAAGAGCAACACAAACAAGUAAACUCUUUAACUAGAUCCUUAUAAUGCUAGAUACCGAUUGCCGGUGUAAGUGAACGAUACAAGGAGGCUACAGCCCGGCCCAAACUCCCCCAGCGAGAGUAGCUGGUGGUUUGGGUCGAAACAUAAAGGCCGAGGCCGUCCGGGUUGACGAUUAAAUCGCACGAAACCAUAUACACACACACACACACACAGACGAACGCCCGGAGCGGGAGCAUGAAGUGUACCAGAGCUAACGAAAAACAAUGAAGAGCAACAAAAACACACACAAAAAAACAAACAACUAUGACUGAAUGAUAUCAAUAUUUCUAAUCGACCAUCAGUGAAAACGCACGCGCACACCCACACGUACACUGGAAAAGAAUACUGAUGUUGUUUUUUUUAACUUUUUUUGGUUUGAUUUUUUAUAUUUGUAAUGCUUUUUGAGCGUAGCGUGAGAUUCUUUUUUAUUUAUCAAAUCAAAUUCUGGAAAAAGUUACUUUGUUUAUUUCAUUUACACUGAACACUGGACCUCUUCAAUAAUGUUAUAUUCUUAUGUGCUUGUAUUUUAUUUUAUAUUUAUUUAUUUAUUUUUAAUUCCAACGCACUAAAAUGCAAACACAUGUGUACGUGCGUGUGCAAGUGUGAGCGCGUGCGUGUGUGCGUGUGUAUGUGUGCCGACGCACAUGUAAAUCAGCGAAAAGCAGCAUUCCACUAAACGUUAGGGUUAAAGAGUUCGUAUCCGAACAGUUGAACAUACCGGGCACAUCCUACCAAUACACCCCUGCCCCUCCCCUAUGGGUUGUAAACACACAUAGUGCGAACGUCAAUUCUAUGUGUUCAACGCAUACGCCGCAAUUAAAAUUGUUUGCCCAAAAGCGAGCCUACCGUAAGGCUCUCCUCUCCUAGGUUGAUUUUGGGUUAGUUACAAGCCUACUAGCCCCACCCUGAUCCCUCCCUCACUGCAUGUACAUUGAGCAAAGCAUAUAGAAUCAUGCGGAUAUGAUACAGCUUUCAUAAAGCGCCUGUAAAACGAUGCCAGCAAGCCCCGACAGCUAGCUCUCCCGGGGAGAGAAGUGAAAAGUGUUUCAAACCUUUUUUACCCGCUUGUUUGUGGCACAUUCAAACGCACACAGGACGAUAGAGAAGAAGUAACAACAAAAAAACGAAACUAAAAACAUAUAUUUCUUAAAACCCAUCAACCACUGUGUACACAUGUCAUCCACUCCUAGGUUACGAGAGCAACAAAAAAAAAAGAAAGAGAGCGAACAAGUGGUGGAGAGAAAAACGAAGAAAUUAAGUAAAACAGAAAACCAAACGAACUUUACAAAAAUCACGCUCACCAAAGCAUUACUUAUAAAUGUCUAUUUGCACAAUAUUAUCUAGACACACAUACACCAAAAAACACACACACACAUUCAAACCAAACAAGAACAAAUUAUUAAACAGUAAAUAUUGACGAUAGAGAACCAUGGCACACUGUGGCUUCACAGACACAGUUGCGGUGCGAAGGACAAAAGCAGGCAAAAGCGAAACAGAUGCCCUUGAGAAAAAAACGAUGCAGCAAACCAGAGGGACAAUGCACCCGCCACUGUCCAGUAUCAUCUGUUCUCUCUGUCUCUCCCCCCCCCCCUACACUAAUACUGCAGAAGUUACAAAGUCACACUACAAAGGGCUAGACCGAUAGGAUGCAUAGGGCGUUUGUAUAACGGUGACAGGAGCGCGAGCCCAUCGGCACUGCAGAAGCAAACAGGCACAACGAGCACGAGCCAGUGGCAGUGGUCGCAGAACGCAGAACAAGCGGCUCAAGUAUUGAACGGCAGCACAUCAACGCGUCGCAUCCAGGUGUGCCGUGCCCGCCCGUACAGUGUGAACAAGUGAACAAGUGGCUGCGUCCGGAGGGAGUGCAUCAGCCGCGCGCAGCCAAAGUGUCAGUGAAUGCGACGGGAAGGAGCAAUUGAGCGACAAAAAGCAGCAACAACUCAACCCAUCACCACCACCACCACCAGCGCCUGGUAGCGCCCGUGGUGAUCAUACGUUAAACGUUUCCAAGUGUAGCGCUACACACGGGUGUGUUGUGAUGAAACGUUGCGCAGCGCGGCAACAGUAGCGACAAAACAAGAGUUUGCUAGCUUAAGAGAGUAUUUGGGUUAACUACUUUAAUCUACCUAUGAAUUAAGUUUUUCAUUUUUUAGUCGUUAAACCUCGUUAAAACAUGCAAACGCACGAGCAAAUGUUUUCGAACGCUGGCGAAUUCAUUCCACUAAUGUGUCUUAAGUCAAUGCCUGAACAAAACCAAAACACAUACGCCUACGGUCCCAUUCGCCAUUCACUCACUCACACCGCAUUCGCUGUCCCAUUUCAUCUUCUUUUAUGUGCAUUUACGGCAUUGCAUCUGCUUGCAAGCAGCAGCAGCAUCAGCAAGAGAAGGGGGAGCAAAAUAUUACAACAAAUCACAUUCCAGUCACUCUCAUUCCACCUGCACCUGAAUGUUCUCUUGUUUUACUGUUACUGUCUUUGGUUUUGCCUUCUCGUUUCACUCUGUAUCUUAUGUCUGUCUGUCUCUUUCUCGUUGCAAAACAAAAAAACACACACUGUAUGUUGCUGUUAUCGAUGUUGUUACUGUUGGUUGCAUGAGGCAUAGAAGGAGUUACUGCGAAAGUUGGAGAAACUGCGUCCUUUUUCUUCAAUGUGGCUCACUAAAUUGUUCCCCAGUUUUUUGUUUCGUUUUGUUUCAUUGCAUUAUUGUUUUUUUUUUCAAUUCUUCUAAAGAACCGUAGCAAUUGAUAAAACUGCUCUAGCAACCGUGGCCUGCCUUGAUUGUUGCGUUAGCCCUUUUGGACGCCAUUGGAGCAACAACCACCAAAAACAAAACAAAACAAAAACUCCGGCAGCAUGAUGAAACAUCAUUCUCGAGUGUCUCUAUCAGUCACACGUCUCGCCGGCUUUUGGAAAACACUAGCGCAUCUAGCUGGUGCGUUGGGGAGACAGAAGCAAACAAACAACGUGUUUUCAUUGCUUGGGAGCCCAUACUGACCCGUGUGGAUUGUUUUUGUGUUCGGUGUUUUAGUUUGGUUCGAUGAUCUGAGUGUGCUUCUGUGGAAGGAGAUGCAAACGGAACCAGCUUCUGCGCAAACGCAUUAGCCAUUGUACUGUGGAUUACUGCUGUACAAAACAAAAGAAUAUUCUUUUUUUGUUUGUUUGUCUAGCUGGUUCCUCUGGUCUCCCUCGAAGUGAAGAAUCAUGGAACAAUGAUUAUGCAAAUAAAACAAAUAAAAAUUAUAAUGAAAAGACUGACUUAGUAGACCCGCAGUUGAACGCGCAACACACCUACCCCGCUAAUUCGCGAACACACAACACUCACGUGGGGAAGGGAAAAAGGAAAAAGAAAGAAAGAGAUAGAGAGAGAGAGAGAGAGCAACCGAAAGCGAUGAAAAAACAAUGUAGCUAGCAAGAGUAUAAACAAUAACCCAUUAUCUACCGUGGGUGUUUUUUAAAGCCCAUCACUAUUGAGUAUUUAGCAAAAACAGGAGAGGGCCGAGAUUUCGAGUGCGUGCUGGCAACACGACGGGCAAGUUCGUCGUCUACGCUGCGCACAUGCAAUCACGCUGCCCCAGGCCUGAUGCACGCUUCAACCUUGAAAGCAUCGGAGAGUAUUAGAUGGGGAGGGUUUAAAAAUGCAACCCCCAUCAAUUCAUGCAUCGCGCCUGCACCCUCAGCACUUAGCAAUCAUAGCAAUAACGUUUGAUCUCGUUGCGUGCGCGUUAUGAAGCGCGUUUGUGCAUUUUUGUUUUGUUUUUUUUUUUUUGGACUGCGUUCCCUGAGACACAGCUUAACAGGUGACCUUCAACUCGAACGACGAUGGGACGUUAGAGUUCUUUAUUGAUGGGCCGCCUUUGCAGCAACGGUGGUCGCAAAGUAACGGCAUGAGAGAUGGAAAACCUCCAAACACAUUUCUCAUUUUGUCGCUUUGCACGAUGGGCUCCCAAACAAUGAACACAUACUGGAGGGGGGGGGGAGAGAGAAGAGAAAACGAAUCACCAGAAGACUGGGUAAACAUUAAAAGUAAAUGAUUAACGUUUAAAAACAAAACACGGGAAAAUAGCAUGCAUUGAAACACAAACAAACAAAAGCAUAUUCGACCCUCAAAAAAACGACGACGAGCUACGUACGUUUAACUGUGUCUAAUAAGGAGUAAAAAAACACUGCAGGAGAAGGUUGGGAAACACUCUCUCCUGUUUCGUUUUUGAAUGGAAAUAUUUGUUAUAUAUUGACAGUACGGCAAUGCUACUGAUAUCAGCGCAAAAGUGAUUAAAACGGUGUAGAGGGAAAAACUAAACCAACCAAAUCUAUGCGGACACAGAGAAAACACACACACACACAAACACACAAGUUAAAAGCAUAAAAAGGAGAAAGCAAACUGCAACAAAAAACAAAACAGAGAUAAAAAAACACACAAGCCAAAGGCAACCUACAAUCAUCGAUACUUAAGUAGCCCUUUUAAGUGUCAAACAAGCGCAAAACAAGACGAACAAAAACUGAUGCAACAAUGUGAAUGCCGUGACAGUAGGGGAAAACAAAACGCGAACGUUACUAAAACACCUAAAAAUCAGAUGUAAAAACUGGAUGUGUUUGUGUGCAACGGUCGCGAACAAAAAGGUGAAGCAACUAAAAAAAAAAACAAAAAAACAAACAAACCCAAGGCCUAAGCUAACAAGAACAAAACACACAAUUGCAUACACAUUGGAGGCUUGUCAACAAAGUGAAGCACACAAACACACCCCUAAAACGGUUCGCAAACAAGCAGCAGCAGCAAAAAAAAAACAAUGUAAAUGCGAGAUACGAGAUAACAAGAGGAUAGCAAAAGAUGAGAGGACAAUUGUUGCAAUGGUGUGAAAAGGGCAACCCAGGCAGUCGGGUAGAAAAACAGAAAAAAGAGAGGGAGCGAGAAAAAGAGAGCAAAGCAAAAAGGGAAAGAGAGUACGAGUAACAAGGCAAUGGCAACUGGAAAAGAAAACAUAUAAACUAAUUUAGAUAUAAUAAAUAUAUUAAAAUAAAAAUACGAAGAAAAAAAAA